AUGUCAAUUGGAUUGGCUCCAAAUCCACCAAGCCCUGCGGAAGUGAUUGUAGUUAGAGAGUACAAAGAGGAAAGAGAUAAGGCAGCAGUAGAGGCAUUUGAGCGCCACUGUGAUUUCUGGCAGCCCGGUAAGCCUUCACUUGUCACCAACUUUUUGGGUGAUCCUCUCUGCCGUGUCCGCCAAUUCCCUCUACGUGUCAUGCUGGUUGCUGAGCAUGGAGAGGAGGGUGAAAUAGUGGGAGGAAUAAGGGGGUGCAUUAAGACAGUAAGCAAAGGGGAGAUCAAGUCGCCUUUGAGCACACAUGAUGACAAUCUAGUUUACAUAAAGCUGGCUUAUGUUCUUGGACUUAAGGUUUCACCAGCCCACAGACGACUAGGCAUCGGUACAAAACUCGUCCAGCGUUUAGAAGACUGGUGCAAGAUAAAUGGGGCAGAUUAUGCUUACAUGGCAACUGAUUCUCACAAUGAGGCUUCACUAAACCUGUUUACUUUGAAAUGUAAUUACAUCAAAUUUCGUACUCCUACGAUUUUGGUACAACCAGUUUACGCCCAUAAUAAGCCAUUGGUCUCAGGUAUUGUAAUCAAACGUCUGGACACACAACUUGCGUGUUGGGUCUAUCAUAAAAGCUUUGCAAAUGCAGAGUUUUUUCCUAAGGACAUAGAUCUGAUUUUACAAAACAAACUCACUUUAGGAACUUUUAUGGCAAUACCCAAGAGUCAUAUCAACCAUUGGCAUCCUAAAAUGACCAUACUACCCCCUAGUUUUGCUAUAUUAAGCAUAUGGAACACUAAGGAUAUGUUUCAAUUUCAAGUGAAAGGGGUGUCACCACUAAAGUACGCAGAGUGUGCAGGAACUAGGGUGUUGGACGCUCUAAUGCCAUGUUUAAGAUUACCUUCUGUCCCUAAUUUCUUCAAGCAGUUUGGGGUUUAUCUCUUGUAUGGACUUCACAUGAGUGGCUAUGGUGCUUCGCGGCUCAUGAAGGCAUUAUGCGCACACGCACAUAAUAUGGCUAGGAAUGAUGUGGCAUGUAGGGCUGUUGUGGCGGAAGUGGGACAGAGGGACCCAGUAAGAGAGGUGAUUCCACAUUGGAGGAAACUUUCAUGGUCUGAAGAUAUCUGGUGUAUCAAGAAACUUGGACCAGUGCAGCGGGAGAAUUCUGGACAACACGAUUGGAUCAAGUCUGGGUCAUCUCCUUCUGUGAUCUUUGUUGACCCUCGUGACUUUUGAUUUCUAAUAACAUUAAAUUUUCUGAAGAACUGUAUAUUUUUUUAACUGAAAUUCUCUUGAUUUAUAAAAGGGAACCAAGUAACCAAAUAGAUUACUUGAGAAUUUCUGUUGUAUGGUAGGAGAUGUAUA
This is a messenger RNA of Erigeron canadensis, 1356 nucleotides long. RefSeq names its product probable N-acetyltransferase HLS1. The record is from RefSeq and is a predicted model, not a curated record. The transcript has 3 exons. Bases 1 to 1227 code for a protein of 408 amino acids. Gene Ontology annotation, molecular function: acyltransferase activity, transferring groups other than amino-acyl groups. NCBI's taxonomy places the organism in Eukaryota, Viridiplantae, Streptophyta, Magnoliopsida, Asterales, Asteraceae.